GGGUCGGGGCGGAGCUUCCGUUUUGUGAGGGUCUAUUUCCGGAUUAGGUGGCUAUUGCAGCUGGAACUGAGCAAAGCGGCCCUGAGCUGGCGGGCGUGCUGGGCUGUGGCCCUUGCGCGGUCCACGAUGCUGGGGGGCAGCUCCGAACCCCGGGAGCGUGAGGCGGAAGUCGACGGAGCGGGGGCUCUGCCUGCGCCGCCUGCCAUCGACUUCCCGGCGGAAGGCUCGGACCCCAAGUAUGACGAAUCCGAUGUCCCAGCAGAGCUGCAGGUGUUAAAAGGACCCCAGCAGCAGCCGACAUUCCCUUUUGCCGUCGCCAACCAGCUGCUGCUCGUUUCUCUGCUGGAACACUUGAGCCGUGUGCACGAACCAAACCCACUUCGUUCAGGACAGGUGUUUAAAUUACUUUGUCAGACCUUUAUCAAAAUGGGGCUGCUGUCUUCUUUCUCCUGUAGCGAUGAGUUCAGCUCAUUGAGGCUACAUCACAACAGAGCCAUUACACAUUUAAUGAGGUCAGCUAAAGAGAGAGUUCGUCAGGAUCCUUGUGAGGAUAAUUCUCAUAUCCAGAAGAUCAGAUCAAGGGAAGUAGCCUUUGAAGCACAAACUUCACGUUACUUAAAUGAGUUUGAAGAGCUUGCCAUCUUAGGAAAAGGUGGAUAUGGACGAGUUUACAAGGUCAGGAAUAAAUUAGAUGGUCAGUAUUAUGCAAUUAAAAAAAUCCUGAUUAAGGGUGCAACUAAGACAGAUUGCAUGAAGGUGCUACGGGAAGUGAAGGUGCUGGCAGGUCUGCAGCACCCUAAUAUUGUAGGCUAUCACACUGCUUGGAUUGAACACGUUCAUGUGGCCCAACCGCAAGCAGAUAGAAUUGCUAUUCAGUUGCCAUCUCUGAAAGUGAUCUCCACCCAGGAGGAUGACAGAGGUCAGUCUGAUGUUAAAAAUGAUGAAAGUAAUAGCUCAUCCAUUAUCUUCGCUGAGUUCACCUCAGAAGACGAAAAAUCCUUAGAGUCUGGAAUUGAAAACCAGAAUAACAGAUUGGUGAACUAUACCACCGAAUUGGUCACAAGAGAUGCCAGUGAAUUUGAAUCAUCCAUUGAGUUCCAAGGAAAUGGCUUGUCUGGUUUGUCCAGGUCGAUUGUUGAGAUUCAGCCGCCACGGAGGCUUAAUUCAGGCUUAGAGGAGAAUUUCACAUCCACUGAGGAAUCUUCUGGAGAAAACUUCAACUUGUUGGGGAAGACAGAGGCGCAGUACCACCUGAUGCUGCACAUCCAGAUGCAGCUGUGUGAGCUCUCGCUGUGGGACUGGAUCGUGGAGAGAAACAAGCGGGGCCGGGAGUGUGUGGACGAAGCUGCGUGUCCUUAUGUUAUGGCCAGUGUUGCAACAAAAAUUUUUCAAGAAUUGGUAGAAGGUGUAUUUUACAUACAUAACAUGGGAAUUGUACACAGAGAUCUGAAGCCCAGAAAUAUUUUUCUUCAUGGCCCUGAUCAACAAGUGAAAAUAGGAGACUUUGGUCUGGCCUGCACCGACAUCAUAGAGAACACAGACUGGACCAGGAGGAAUGGGGACAGACUACCAACCCAUACUUCCAGAGUGGGCACGUGUCUGUACGCUUCACCUGAACAGUUGGAAGGAUCUGAAUAUGAUGCCAAGUCGGAUAUGUACAGCUUGGGUGUGAUCCUGCUGGAGCUCUUUCAGCCGUUUGGAACAGAAAUGGAGCGAGCCCAAGUUCUCACAGGUUUAAGAGCGGGUCAGAUACCUGAAUCGCUUAGUAAAAGGUGUCCCGUGCAAGCCAAGUAUAUCCAGCAGCUGACCAAAGAGAACACGUCCCAGAGACCAUCGGCUCUGCAGUUGCUGCAAAGCGAACUUUUCCAAAAUUCCGGAAAUGUUAAUCUCACCCUACAGAUGAAGAUACUAGAGCAAGAAAAAGAAAUUGAAGAACUGAAGAAGCAGCUAAGCCUCCUUUCUCUGGACAAAGGGGUUAAGGAUGACAUGACAGAUGGGGUGUGCCCGUGAAGCCUUAAUCAGGCUCUCUAAGUUUGACAGUGGACUGCAACUCUCUAAGCUAAAGGCACCUGGAAUGCAUAUUUUCAAGCUUGACUAGGGUGUAGGUGGUGUGAUGCCUGCCUGUAUUUAGUAAGCCCGUACGGGACCUAUUAAAGUGAGUAUGUAAGAGGAUCCUCAACUGCUUUUUCCUUAAGUAGUUCUUUUGUGAUCUAGCAUUUUGAACUUGACUGCUCUGAACUAAACCUAUUUUGCUCUUUCCCUUCUAUUACACACACUCAAUUCCUGGAUUUCUUGAUAUGACUGCCCAUCUGGUCUCUCAGACUAAAAGUUUAGACAUCACCCCCCGUUCUUUUUCUCCUUUGAACUCUGCCUGUUGACCACCAAGUCCUCUUGUAGAAGUUUCUACCGCAGGAAUCUAAGAACCAAACCCCCACACCCCAUCACUGCCCAAGCCCUGGCCCGCACACUCGCCGGACUGUUAGUUUUGACAGCUGCCGUUUGUUCUAAGCCUUUCACACUGCUGCCAGUUAGUGACCAAAAGACAGCUCAGCUCACACCCUGUCUCAAAAGCCUCUGCCAUCUCUCUGCUGCCUCCGAGAUAGAACUUCCAACUUAUAGCACAGUGUACAUCAUUCCACCUAUUUCUGGUCUCUUCAUCUUCAACUUCACAUCAUUCCAAAAUCAUGUCCUUUCAAAGCUUUGUACUUCUUGUCUCCAAAAGGAUCUCCCAGCAGCACCAAUCCCAGUGUCCUGCUUUUGCCCCUGCACCGUUCGCGGUGUUCUGUUUCGCACUUAACCCCACCAUGUCCCUCAAAGGCAGCGGUGUGGUCUGCUCACUUUUCUACCCCCAGGUGCCUGCCACAUAGCUGGAGCCUGUCACGGCACAUUGCACAUGAUGAUGUUGCUGAAUUUUAAAUAAAGUGAAAAGCACAAAUCAUACAGUGCUUUUAUUGAUACUUGA
Messenger RNA from Hipposideros armiger (great roundleaf bat), 2962 nucleotides. RefSeq names its product eukaryotic translation initiation factor 2 alpha kinase 1 (gene EIF2AK1). Gene Ontology annotation, biological process: regulation of translational initiation by eIF2 alpha phosphorylation. NCBI's taxonomy places the organism in Eukaryota, Metazoa, Chordata, Mammalia, Chiroptera, Hipposideridae. The record is from RefSeq and is a predicted model, not a curated record. The transcript has 15 exons. Gene Ontology annotation, molecular function: ATP binding; eukaryotic translation initiation factor 2alpha kinase activity. Gene Ontology annotation, cellular component: nucleus; cytoplasm. The coding region runs from base 127 to 2010 and encodes 627 amino acids.